AUGUUGAGGAAUUGUCUGAGGAAAAUGUCUACUACAGUUCAAACUAUUAAUUAUCCACAAGAAUUUGUGAAAUUCUUAAACGAAUCUCACUCUCCGUAUCAUGCUGUCGACAAUAUCAAAACUCACUUCAAAAACAAUGGUUUCAAAGAACUAAUUGAACGUGAAUCUUGGGAUGACAAAGUUUUAAAAAGAGGGAAAUAUUUUGUCACAAGAAAUAACUCUUCAAUUAUUGCAUUUGUCGUCGGGGGUAAAUGGGCACCUGGGAAUCCAAUUGCAAUUACUGGUGCUCAUACAGAUUCUCCAACUUUGAGAAUUAAACCUAUCUCUAAAAGAACGAAUGAAAAAUAUUUACAAAUUGGAGUGGAAUGUUAUGGUGGUGGAAUUUGGCAUUCUUGGUUUGAUUCAGAUUUGUCAAUUGCUGGUAGAGUUUUGGUUUUCGAUAAAAAAUCUGAUAAAGUGGUUUCAAAAUUAAUUGAUUUGAAUAAACCGCUGUUGAAAAUUCCCACUUUAGCUAUUCAUUUAGAUAGAGACGUGAAUCAAAAAUUUGAAUUCAAUAAAGAAUCUCAAUUAUUGCCAAUUGCUGGAUUAACAAUAGAUAGUGAAAAGAAAGGCGAAAAUAACGAUAAAGAAGACAUUCACAACCAUGACGAUAAGUUAUCGAAUGAAGAAUUUUCUUCAAUUAAGUCUAUCAUUGAAAGACAUCAUGAACAAUUAUUGGAUUUAAUUGCCGAAGAACUAUCUCUUGAAUCAGUCUCAGAUAUUGAGGACUUUGAGCUAGUCUUAUACGAUAACAAUAAAUCAACUCUAGGUGGUAUCAAUGAUGAAUUCGUCUUCUCAGGUAGAUUGGACAAUUUGAUAUCUUGUUUCACCUCAAUGUAUGCAUUAUCAUUAGCCACUGAGACUAGAAUCGAAGAAGAAACUGGUAUAAGAUUAAUGGCUACUUUUGAUCAUGAAGAAAUUGGAUCUUCCUCAGCUCAAGGUGCAGAUUCCAAUUUCUUACCUAAUAUCUUAGAAAGACUAAACUUCCUAAAAUGUGACGGUACCGAUUCUUCUGCUCCACUUCUUAAGUCAUUAAUUUUAGAAUCUUCAGCAAAAUCUUUCUUCUUAUCUAGUGAUGUCGCUCAUGCUGUGCAUCCAAAUUAUGCCAGUAAGUAUGAAUCUCAACAUAAACCUUAUGUUGGAGCUGGUCCAGUAAUUAAAAUUAAUGCGAACCAAAGGUACAUGACCAAUUCACCAGGUUUAGUCUUAAUUAAAAGAAUGGCUGAUAAGGUUAAAGUACCAUUACAAUUGUUUGUUGUUGCCAAUGAUUCGUCCUGUGGUAGUACCAUUGGCCCAAUCUUAGCUUCCAAGACAGGUAUCAGAACUUUAGAUAUUGGUAAUCCAAUAUUAAGUAUGCAUUCUAUUAGGGAAACAGGUGGGGCGGCGGAUCUUGAAUUACAAAUCAAAUUAUUUAGAGAGUUUUUCGAGGCAUAUUCGUUUACUGAAUCCAAUGUUGUCGUCUAA
Naumovozyma dairenensis CBS 421 is the source of this 1503-nucleotide messenger RNA. RefSeq names its product aspartyl aminopeptidase (gene APE4). NCBI's taxonomy places the organism in Eukaryota, Fungi, Ascomycota, Saccharomycetes, Saccharomycetales, Saccharomycetaceae. The record is from RefSeq and is a predicted model, not a curated record. Bases 1 to 1503 code for a protein of 500 amino acids. Gene Ontology annotation, molecular function: metalloaminopeptidase activity; zinc ion binding. Gene Ontology annotation, cellular component: fungal-type vacuole. Gene Ontology annotation, biological process: proteolysis. The transcript has a single exon.